AUGCUGCAGGCCCAUAUUUUUAUGCAAAACGGAUUUAUGGUUAUCGACGGCUACCGCUUUGUGAUCGGAGCCACUCAUGUGCAUCGGACCUAUUUGAAGUGCGCCAACUUCCUAUUUCUUGCAGAUACAACGAAAUUGGCCCAAUAUGUACGCUCAAAUCGAGGCACCGAUCUCGUGUAUUACGAGGGUAAUACCUACACACCCAACGAAAAGUUGAGGCAGGGCCAGAAGAGCAGAGACUGGAAGUGUUCGAUGUAUCACAAGGCCAAAUGCCGCGCUCGCUUGGUCACAAGGCUUACCCUUGGCGGUGAUAUAAUUCACGUCACCAGCAACCUGCACACUCAUCCCUCGAUGUACACAAACACCCAAAAGACGAAGAAGCAGCCAUGCUUAGAAAGGAAUCCGUUAUGCGUGUCCAUCAGACCCAUGAAGAUGCAGAGCAAAACUUUUUGUCACGGGGAGUGAUCUGGCAGUGGAGUCGGUAUACAAUGCACACGGAAAGCAAAUGGAUUUCAUCCCGAAGAUCUAUUGCAUUCGGGGCAAAGGAAGUCCGUACAGUUGAUGUAUGAUUGGUACGCCUAUGCCAAGAAUAAUAGACACGGCUGCACCACCUAUUG
Messenger RNA from Drosophila serrata, 617 nucleotides. RefSeq lists its product as uncharacterized. The record is from RefSeq and is a predicted model, not a curated record. Lineage: Eukaryota; Metazoa; Arthropoda; Insecta; Diptera; Drosophilidae.